This is a messenger RNA of Ruditapes philippinarum (Manila clam), 3789 nucleotides long. Its product is annotated as protein trachealess-like. The record is from RefSeq and is a predicted model, not a curated record. The transcript has 14 exons. Gene Ontology annotation, molecular function: protein dimerization activity; RNA polymerase II transcription regulatory region sequence-specific DNA binding; DNA-binding transcription factor activity, RNA polymerase II-specific. NCBI's taxonomy places the organism in Eukaryota, Metazoa, Mollusca, Bivalvia, Venerida, Veneridae. Gene Ontology annotation, biological process: regulation of transcription by RNA polymerase II. Bases 432 to 3158 code for a protein of 908 amino acids.
AGGGAACUGAAAUCGACCGAUUCCUUGAUCACGUAACUUCCAAUACGGCUCAUCGGCUCUACUUUAAAUUACUCGUGUGAAUUUUGUGUAAAAAUACUUCCUAUAGCGGCUAGUGCGUUAACGGUGCGUAAAAUGAUUAAAUCACCAUCCGUUUUGAGGAACAAAGCGUGCAAAUCUUGUUUUAUAGUUUUUUGUCGGCUGCUGCAAAGGCUCAUUUGUAAUUUGAUCAAUCUUUAAACAUGUCUAAUUAAGGAUUUAAGCAGAACAGGUCAUCUUAUUUGACACUCCGCUAUUCCUCCUUUCAUUUUAGAGUGCUGAUAAAAUUAGUAUGAAAUGAAGGAUUUAUUAGCUGAGAUGCCGUUAUACUAUCAUGUGAGGUAGACAAUAGUUCCAAUUUCGAUGUCUUUUUGUAACAUUUAACGCGAUUAAAAAUGAAUGAACAGUCUUAUUUUCACUGGGAUUUAUUCCGACCUCCAAUUCACAGUCCUUCUUUUGCAAUGGGUGCUUCUUUCUUGGAUAUAAGAGAGGAGGCUAUGCGUGGACUCCCCGGAAAACCAAAGCCAUUUUCUUUUGAUCAAUCCUGUGCUUUGUGGUCAAAGGAUUUAGGGCUGGACCCAACGGAAGGACUACCAAACGUCGGUGGGCGUGUGCUGGAGAUCCGAAAGGAGAAAUCUCGUGACGCAGCUAGAUCUCGGCGCGGGAAAGAAAAUUACGAAUUCUACGAGCUGGCCAAGCUCCUCCCACUACCGGCAGCUAUUACAAGUCAACUGGACAAAGCAUCAAUAAUCCGACUGUCAAUCAGUUAUCUCAAACUUAGAGAUUUUUGUGGACAUGGUGAUCCACCUUGGACUGUAGAUGGACACAGUACUAACAAAAAUGUAAAAGGCAGUCAAAGACGUAACUCAAGUUUAUCAGGGGAUCUGUUUGACAUCCAUCAGGGAGCUCAUAUUCUACAGUCUCUUGAUGGUUUUGCUUUUGCAUUGAGUAAUGAUGGAAGGCUUUUAUAUAUAUCGGAAACUGUAUCAAUCUAUCUAGGGCUUUCACAAGUUGAGAUGGCAGGAAGCAGUCUGUUUGAUUAUAUACAUAGUCAAGAUCAUCAAGAAUUAGCUGACCAAUUAGGUAUCUCACUAGCUAGUGUUUCGAGUACAUUGUCCUCCCCUGCCUCUCCGUCAGUAGAUAGUCCCACAACACCAAGAGCAAUAACUCCUCCCGUUAGCGAUAGAGUGCCAAUCAUGUCACCAAACCUUGAAAAGACGGCAGACCGGUCCUUCUGUAUUCGAAUGAAGUCAACUCUUACCAAAAGAGGAGUGCAUUCGCGCUCGUCCGGGUACAGGGUCGUGUUAAUUGUUGGUCAGUUUAGACCACAAAUAAACUACAGCAUUGGUAGAAAGUGUCCUGGUCCGUUAUUGGGGCUAUCAGGUGUCGCUAUUGCUCUCCCUCCACCGACAAUCACUGAACUAAGAAUAGAGGCAGAUACCUUCAUCAUGCGGCUGACUGCACAAUUUAAAGUUAUUUACUGCGAAAAUGUGAUAUCUACAUUAACUGACUGGAAGUGUGAUGACGUGAUUGGUAAAGAUCUAUACGAGUUUUGUCACCCUGCAGAUGCUCAUCAUUUAAAAAAGCUGCACAAAGACUUAUUGAUGAAAGGUCAGGUGAUGUCUCCGUCCAUUAGACUGCUGAACAAGGGUGGCGGGUACAUCUGGUUGUGUGUCUGCUGCACUUCCCUCUACAGCUCAAAAACCUCCGACGAUCAAACUGUGCUGGCAAUUUUUCAGACGAUCAGUAGUAUUGAGCACAGAGGUGUUGCUAUGGACUCUAGUCAACUUCCUUAUACAGACCAUCAACACGUGGCUGCUCAUGGUAACACAAACGAAGACAUAGACCAUGUGAUCAGUGAAGAUCUUUCCCCAGCAUCGCAUACUUCUGAUAGAUCGCUCGUGAGCAAGCUGUCAGGUCAUAAUAGUCCAGACAUUGUUGCAAACAGCGAUAAAAUAGCAAGUCCAGAGCCAUCAAGUGUGUUUCCGAGUGGCAUAGAUAAUGAUUUUUUGUUAGAUGAAAACAUAGAAAAUGAAAGUGAACCUGUGAAACAUGACAAUAAAAUGUCGAGAAGGAAAGCAGAUAGACCUCGGAAAAGAAAACGAGGUAUUGAUGACAGUCCUAGUGUAAGUUCUAUUUUAGAAACAUUAGACAACCAGGGUAAAGCAUCUUGUGUCUCAGAGAGAACAUCAAAUAUUUCUGACACCGUUGAUGGGUCUGUGUUAAACCUGUCAUCUGUGCAUCACAGCUUCCCAAGUAGUCCCGAGCAAGACAUGUCUACAAAACCACCGUCACAACAAAUACCAGAAGAUCUAUCAUUACGAUCAGAUGGUGAAAAAAGAUUGGAUGCAAACAGUCCUGUGAAGAAUGACAGUAAAUCUGUCUCUAAACCAAAUACUAUAGUAUCAAGUUCUGUACAUGAGCUUGAGAAAGCAAUGAAUCGCCACUUACCACCAAACAAGAAGACAUUUCCCGUUUGUGACGAAGAUAAUCUCCAUUCUACACAAUCACAAAAAUCUGCAAUUCAUUGGUCUGGUUCAAGCAAUUCUGGACACUUACAGACAUCGUUAUCUUCGCCGUUUUAUGUGAGCAAUUUAUAUACGAGUAGGGAAUCAGUAAUACGGAGUAGUUUGAGAUCUCACGUGUUGAAUGGCGACAGUAAUGUGAUAAACAUGCUCAGUCCGUCUAGUGGUGAAGUCACUAUUCAUAAGGACCAGCUACAGUUGCACAUACCACAUAUAACUGUAAAUACGAAACAAAAUUUUCAAACUCAUAAGAACGUACCCCUUACAGACGAGUUUAACAUGACACCCCCCGAUUCUGUCUCACCUCAGGAUAAAAUGGCUUCCGCAUAUUCGGAUAAUCCGAAUGCACGAGAUUGUAUGGGCAUGCGUAUUGGUCAAAGGCAUGACGUUGGCAAUACAUCGAAUAAGUCAUUUGCAAUGGUAAACGAUUCAGGCAAUGAUGUCUCUAAAACACAGUUUCUGUCUGUGCCAAAUUAUCAGUAUCAUUCAUCCGAACUGGGUAGUUUCUCUCAUGGACAAAUGACAUCAGGUGGACUUCUGUUUGAUCCUCGUAGUUCACCGACCAAUGCUUGGUACGGUUCAACUUAUAAUUCAUAGUCCUGUUUCUUAUUGUGGCGAACAAAUGGCAACUCUUGAAGGAAACGGAAAAAAAUAAAGAUUAAAAUAUAACCAAUCAUAGUGAGAUUUUCAAUCGUUUUAAGCAUAUGCACAUAGUUUGGUAGUUAUGACAAGCGAUUUCUGCAAAUCCAGUAAAACAGGUUUUUAAAGUAAUAGCUGGAGGUUAAGUACACAUAAAACACGAAUAUUUCAGAUAAGUCAUACAGCGAUAUCGGCAUCUUAGUUCUUGGAGUUUCGACAUAGAAGUCAAUAAACUAUUAAGACAUAUUUAUUAAUACAUGUAUAAGCAAUGUCACAUUUCUAGUUUUAACUCUUUACCUGUGUUUUCUGUGUUGUAAAUGAAAAUAUGCUUUCUUACACUCUAAAUUAAUUGUCACGUAGAAUUAUAUGACAUAUGUCAUGAUUUUGAUCUAAAUCUUAACAUAUAAGUUAUAUCACAAAUGUAAAAAAAUAUGAAAUAUGCCAAUUAAAUUGGAAAAUAUUGUUGAUUUUAUGUAAAAUGUACAUGUAUACAUGUCUUACACAGCUCAUUAAAUGAGAAAUUAUACAUUGUUCUACAAAAACAUUAUUACUUUUUUUUGCAAUGGCAUUAAAAUAAAAGUUACAAGUA